AUGCCCGAGACGAAACCCGCGUGGGACGAGCGGACGACGCUUCUCCGGCCGCCGCCACCGGAUCCGAACAAGGCGCCGAUUGAAAAUGUGCUCGAGGUGACGGAGCUGGCCAUCCUGGGACCAGACAUCUUCACCAACGCGCGCGAGCCGUGGCACCCGCCCGGCGCCCGCGGCAUCUACGGCGGCUCCGUCAUCGCGCAGUGCCUCGCCUCCGCGCAAAAGACCGUCCCCGCCGACUUCCUCGUGCACUCGUGCCACUGCUACUUCCUCCUCGCCGGCUCCGGGACCACGCCGAUCCUGUUCCACGUCGAGCGCGUGCGCGACGGGCGCUCCUUCGCCACGCGCACCGUGCAGGCGCGCCAGCGCGGCCGCUGCAUCUUCACCACCACCAUCUCGUUCACGCUCGAGGGCAGCGCCGGCGAGGGCCAGGUGCACCACGCGGCGGCGCUCCCCGAGGGCGUGGCGCUCCCGCCCAGGGACUGGGACGAGGAGGCCGAGUGGGAGAAGCACGGGCCGGUGCAGACGCUGACGGUGGCGCGCGGGGAGGAGGACGACGAGCGGGUGCCGCUGGAUCGCCGGCGGCACAUGCGGUGGUCGCGGAUGCGCGGGACCAUCUCGGAGGCGGGCGGGCACCAGGCGCACCUGAACGCGCUGGCGUACAUGUCGGACAGCUGGUUCAUCGGGACGGUGUCGCGGCUGCACCGGCUGUGGCGGAUGCCGUUCGCGCCGUCCGACGUGGCGGAGCUGCCGGACAGCGUGCGCGCGCAGGUGACCAGCAUCCUGGCGGGGGACGGCUUCACAGAAGCAGACGGGCCGGCGGCGUGGGAGGAGCGGCCGCGGCUGGGGAUGAUGGUGAGCUUGGACCACAGCAUCUAUUUCCACGCGCCGCGGAGGGUGCGCGCGGACGAGUGGAUGCUGAGCGAGAUGCAGAGCCCGUGGAGCGGUGAUGGGAGGGGCUUCGUGGUGCAGAAGAUCUUCGCGGCGGACGGCACGCUGCUGGCGAGUUGCAUGCAGGAGGGCGUGGUGAGGCUGGACAGCAAGGGGAGGGAGAAGGGGGCCAAGAUGUGA
Molecule: messenger RNA, 1068 nt
Organism: Cordyceps fumosorosea ARSEF 2679
Lineage: Eukaryota; Fungi; Ascomycota; Sordariomycetes; Hypocreales; Cordycipitaceae
Product: acyl-CoA thioesterase II
Exons: 2
Coding region: 1-1068 (355 amino acids)
Biological process (GO): acyl-CoA metabolic process; fatty acid catabolic process
Cellular component (GO): peroxisomal matrix
Molecular function (GO): fatty acyl-CoA hydrolase activity
Source: RefSeq, a predicted model, not a curated record